Messenger RNA from Syngnathus acus (greater pipefish), 3271 nucleotides. Its product is annotated as non-lysosomal glucosylceramidase-like. Lineage: Eukaryota; Metazoa; Chordata; Actinopteri; Syngnathiformes; Syngnathidae. Gene Ontology annotation, cellular component: membrane. The record is from RefSeq and is a predicted model, not a curated record. Bases 1 to 2574 code for a protein of 857 amino acids. The transcript is spliced from 17 exons. Gene Ontology annotation, biological process: carbohydrate metabolic process; central nervous system development; glucosylceramide catabolic process. Gene Ontology annotation, molecular function: glucosylceramidase activity; beta-glucosidase activity.
AUGACUGAAGAUUGGGGGGACAGAUCCACGGCGGAGCUCAUGAGCAGGUACCUGCCCAAGGAGAUGGGGCACGGCGUUCCCACGGCCGGGUGGCGUAUCUGUUUGGCCCACGAGUUCAAGGAGAAGAGGAAGCCUUUCCAAGCAAAGGACGUGUCCCUGGAGAAUAUUGUGGAGCACAUUGGGCUUGGGAUCAGGUAUCUAAAAUGGUGGUACAAAAAGACACAGGUGGAAAAGAAGGCGCCUUUCAUCGACAUGUUUCGCGCGCUGCCUUUACGGCAGAUUUAUGGUGCGCCGCUGGGAGGUAUCGGGGGAGGUACCAUCACCAGAGGUUGGAGGGGGGAGUUCUGUCGGUGGCAGCUGACGCCCGGGAUGUACCAGUACAAGACCGUCACGGCCAAUCAGUUCACCGUGUGCUUGCGCCGCGACGGGCAGACGCUUUACCAACAGGUGCUCUGCGUCGAGCGGCCUCCCCGGCUGCAGGGCUGGAACUGGGGCUACUGCGGCGAGUACGCUUACUACCAUGCCCUGUACCCCCGGGCCUGGACCGUCUACCACCUCCCGGGGCAAAAUGUCACGCUCACCUGCAGGCAGGUCUCGCCCGUCAUUCCUCACGACUACCAGGACUCCUGCCUGCCGGUGGUCGUGUUCAUCUGGGACGUGGAGAACAAGAAUGACUACGCUCUGGAUGUCACCAUCAUGUUCACGAUGCUCAACGGCUCCGGGCACAAGGACGACAAAGGCGGGGGCCACUGGAAUGAACCUUUUCAUCUCCCAAAACAGGGCGAGGCCGUGUCGGGAGUCUUGCUACAUCACUGCACAUCAGUGAACCCUUACACCUUAUGCAUCGCUGCUCCGGAGCAGCCCAACGGGGAAGUCAGCCAUCAGACCGCGUUCAGUCCAAAGGGAACCUGCAGCGACCUGUGGAGCGAUCUGAUGGCCGACGGACGGCUGGAAUCUCCCACGGGCUCCAGCCCGCCGACGGCCCAAGGAGAGAAGGUGGCGGCGGCGUUGGCGGCGAGCUGCUCCGUGUCGCCGCGGGGCCGCAACACGCUGGAGUUCUGCCUGGCGUGGGACAUGCCUGUCAUCACCUUUGGCGCUCGCGAGCGGCAACACCACAGGCGAUACACCCGUUAUUUCGGGAGCAAAGGGGACGCGGCGCCCUCACUCAGUCAUUACGCCCUGACACACUACAAAGCGUGGGAGAAGAAGAUUGAGGAGUGGCAAGCGGACGUACUGCAGGACAGUUCGCUUCCCGCCUGGUACAAGUCUGCUCUGUUCAACGAGCUGUACUUUGUGACCGACGGUGGGACGGUGUGGACGGAACUGCCGGAGGACGCCGACGUCAGUGGCGGUGUUCGCAGCGAAGACGGCGGCCUGCCCGCUCAGCCGCCCGUCGUCAAAGAGUAUGGCCGCUUCGCCUACCUUGAAGGUCAAGAAUACCGAAUGUACAACACGUAUGAUGUGCACUUCUACGCUUCUUUUGCUCUCAUCAUGCUGUGGCCCAAACUCGCCUUGAGUGUGCAGUACGAUAUUGCCGGCAGUGUGGUGCAGCAGGAUUUAACGCAGAGGUUGCAUCUGAUGAGCGGCCGGAGCGCUGCGGUCAAGGCCAAAAACGUGGUGCCUCACGACAUUGGAGAUCCAGACGAUGAGCCGUGGCAAAGGGUCAACGCCUAUCUCAUUCACGACACAGCCCACUGGAAGGACUUGAACCUGAAGUUUGUCCUGCAGGUCUACAGGGACUAUCAUCUCACCCAGGACCAGCAGUACCUGCAGGACAUGUGGCCCAUCUGCCAGGCAGUGAUGGAGUCAGAGUUGAAGUUUGACCUGGAUGGAGACGGCCUGAUCGAGAACUCUGGCUUUGCUGAUCAGACUUAUGACGGCUGGACAGUUACUGGACCAAGCGCGUACUGCGGCGGGCUGUGGCUGGCCUCGUUGUGCGUCAUGUGCAAAAUGGCCACACUGCUCGACAACCAAGAGGCCCGGCAGCGCUACAGAGACAUCUUGGACAGAGGCAGCGUCGCUUUUGAGAAACUAUUGUGGAACGGCAAGUACUACAACUACGACAGCAGCGGGCGGGACCUUUCGAACAGCAUCAUGUCUGACCAGUGUGCCGGCCAAUGGUUCCUGCGAGCGUCCGGGCUUGGCGAAGGAGACUCCCAGGUCUUCCCCAAGGAAAACAUCCGGGCUGCGCUCCGGUCCAUUUUUGACUUGAACGUGAUGAGCUUCAGCGGCGGCCAGAUGGGCGCCGUGAACGGCAUGCGGCCCGAGGGCGUGCCCGACCGCUCCAGCGUCCAGUCGGACGAGGUUUGGAUCGGUGUGGUUUACGGACUGGCCGCCACCAUGAUCCAUGAGGGCAUGUUGGCGGAAGGUAUGCGCACGGCCGAGGGUUGCUAUCGCACGGUGUGGGAAAGGCUGGGCAUGGCCUUCCAAACGCCCGAAGCCUACUGCGAGAAGGCCAUCUACCGCUCGCUGGCCUAUAUGAGGCCUCUCAGCAUCUGGGCCAUGCAGCUGGCUCUGAACCGUUCGCGCGACGAGCGCCGGCACGCGGGGAUGGGAGAAGGUGCGAGUCAAUAAACUCCGCCGCGGCCCCUUCCCAAAUCCCAACUCGGAUCCGCUCGGUUUGUUCGCAGGCUGUGGAUGACAGCGUGACUUGAAUUCUGCUUUUCUUCUGUCUUUACAAUGUGUGUACAAGUUGUGACAACCCCUUGUCAAUUUGCACAUGUCUUCUUACAGGUGCUUUUGAAUGGUGCAUUCAAAUCACCUGUAUAGUUAUUUGAAUGCUGUCCUCAUUCAUAUCCAAUGAGAGGCAUGUUUUCUCCUUUAUAUAUUGCACACUAGACAAUAUUAAAAUUGAAAAUUUGACCGAUGACAAUCAUCCCUACUAAGUCACUAGCAAUACAGAAUACUUUUGUUUUUGUCUUCACAGGCAAUGGGGUCAGUUGAAGUUUUGUUGUUGUAAUACAAGCAGGUGGGCAGCAGAGGGCGACGAGUGAUCUGAACCUUGCGUCGUGAUUCACAGUCACCCCUCCUAAAAAUACAGGACUAAUUUCCAAGUACCAACAUUAAAAAGCAGGACCAAAUGUUUAUGAUAAAUACGGCAGUAACAAUGUAAUAUAUAUAGAAAUAAAAACACCAUUUAAAUUCAAUAUGUAUUGCCCUUACCUUCAAUAAAAUUGGUACCUAAGUUAAUAUUGGAAAAGAAACAGUUCUAAACGAUUACAACUGAACUGUAAACAAAGGUGCUGUAUUAAAGACAAUGUUUCAGCCUCUG